Molecule: messenger RNA, 519 nt
Organism: Brassica napus (rape)
Lineage: Eukaryota; Viridiplantae; Streptophyta; Magnoliopsida; Brassicales; Brassicaceae
Exons: 3
Coding region: 1-519 (172 amino acids)
Source: RefSeq, a predicted model, not a curated record
AUGCACACGUUUGGGAACGCAUCUCCAUCGGCGGCUGUUUCUAACCGCACGGUGGCGUUACGAUCGGCUCGUCAGCCGCGUCUCUCUUACUCCUCCUUCGCUCCGUCAUCCGAGCACGAUCACCCGCCGCAGAGAGAGGAGGAAGAAGAACCGGAGGAGGAGGAGGAGAAGAGGACUUGGAAUCUGCGGCCGAGGAAGGCUUGCGUCGGAGGAGCUUCGGAGGUGAAGAAUCUGAAACCAAGCGGAGUGACGGAGCCGCCGCCGAAAUCAAACAGACAGAGAGGAAUCGCGGCGGAAUCUCCCGGCGUCGAGGUUAAAAACGAGAACCACAGGCUUUGGGUCGCUCUCUCGAGAGACGAGAUUGAAGAAGACGUGUUCUGUAUAAGCGGGAACAAGCCAUCUCGCAGACCAAGAAAGAGGGCCAAGACAUUGCAGAAACAUCUCGAUGUUAUGUUCCCUGGGCUGUGUCUUGUCGGGAUGAAUGCUGUUUGCUUCAUAGUAUCCACUUCUCCUGGCUAA